ACCACGCACGCGACGUUCGACUCUCCACAUUAUAGAUCUGCAGUAAAAACACCGAGCUCUCAUGACCAGAGUGUACAGACUUCACUAGUUAACCAAACUGAAGAUGCCAACGCAAAGUGUACUUAUCCGUGACUCCUCUUUUGUGGCGAGGGUGCUGCAGCAGUACUUGAGUUUGUUAAAGAAAUAUCCUAUCAUCACCAAAUCGGUUACGAGUGGUGUUCUCUCUGCUUUGGGAAAUCUACUGUCCCAGGCGUUGGAGUACAGGAAGAGCAACAAAGAAAAUAGCCCAAAAAAGAAAAUCAAUGUUCUGGGACCUGUACAUUUUGCAAUAUUUGGACUUUUUAUCACAGGUCCAGUCAGUCAUUACUUCUACCAUCUCCUGGAGGUGCUGUUGCCAAACACUAUUCCGUACUGCCUGAUCAAGCGCCUGCUGCUGGAACGUCUAAUAUUCGCUCCUGCUUUCCUCUUGCUCUUUUAUGUGGUUAUGAACGCUUUGGAGGGCAAGACUCUCUCAGAUGUUCAAAACAAACUUAAAACAAGUUACUGGCCUGCAAUGAAGAUGAACUGGAAGGUUUGGACCCCGAUUCAGUUUAUCAAUAUCAACUAUGUACCUGUACAGUUCCGAGUUCUGUUUGCAAACCUGGUUGCUUUAUUCUGGUAUGCCUAUCUCGCCUCGGUCCGGAAAUGAAAGCACAAAACCAGCUACAGUAGGCCUUGGUUGGUUAAAAUCCAGUUUGUGCCUUUAAUGGACUGCUGCACAUCAGAUACGUUUUAAAAGUCUUCCAGAAAAACAGAUUGGAAAUACUGGCCAGUUUCUGUAAAAUAACCGUGAUGUCUUUCUACCAAUUGUGAAAGCACUGACAAUGAUGAUUGAUUGUUGUAUUUGACUAAUUAAAAUAUAUUGAUAACAAAAAUA
Molecule: messenger RNA, 916 nt
Organism: Puntigrus tetrazona (Sumatra barb)
Lineage: Eukaryota; Metazoa; Chordata; Actinopteri; Cypriniformes; Cyprinidae
Gene: pxmp2
Product: peroxisomal membrane protein 2
Exons: 5
Coding region: 104-688 (194 amino acids)
Cellular component (GO): cytoplasm; membrane
Source: RefSeq, a predicted model, not a curated record